AUGUCGGCCUUGGCCUUGGGCCGUACUAGCCGUUGCGUUUCACGGUUCAAAACAUUGUAUUCCCAAACGAAGCUUUUUCUCGCAUCUUCCUCCUUCUCAUCCACCAGCACAGCCGAUAAGGCUGAGGAUACGGGUCGACCAGCGCCGCCUCCGAUCCGGGUCUCGCUCACCGGGUCCGCCGGGCGAGGCGUGUUCGCCACACGGAGAAUCGGAGCCGGAGAUCUCAUCCACACCGCGAAGCCGCUCGUUGCUCACCCUUCGCUUUCCACCAUCCACAGAGUCUGCUACUUUUGCCUCCGGAAGCUGCAAACUACUUUUCGAACUCAAGUUGUGCAGUACUGUAACAAAGAGUGCGAAGAGCAAUCUAAGGUGUUUUACGAUAUUGAAAGGAGAGCGAAUUGGUCAGCCUAUGAUGAUUAUUGCCGGAUAGAAGGUUUGAAGUACCCACUUCUGGUGAAACGGUUAGCUUGUAUGGUCAUAUCAGGUGUUGCAGCUGCUGACAAUAUUGACAUACUUCAACCUGCUAAUUUAUCUCCUCCAAUGAUUUCAGAGAUGGAAGAGGGUUUUGGCUUACUAAGGAGUGCCUUCAUAAAGGCAAAUACCACAAAUGAACAGAUAGCUUUUCUAACUAAGAUAUGGUAUACUAGUGUUCUGGCACGCAUUCGUAUUAAUGCGUUUCGUAUUGAAUUGGUCGGAGGAUUGUAUGAAGAUCUUCUUUCAUCAGCGGCUGCAUCUAUAGAAGCCGAAGCUGCUGUUGGUAAUGCCGUUUAUAUGCUUCCAUCAUUCUACAAUCAUGAUUGUGAUCCCAAUGCACACAUUUUGUGGAUAGAGAAUGCAGAUGCCAGAUUGAAGGCCCUUCGUGAUGUUGAGGCAGGUGAAGAGCUUCGGAUUUGCUAUAUUGAUGCAAGUAUGGAUCAUGAUGCUCGGCAAACUCUCUUGUCCCAGGGGUUUGGUUUUCAGUGCAAUUGUCUUCGGUGUCUUUCUGGUGAUUAGGUGAAUCAAUUUUUUUUUCUUUUUCUUUUAAUGAAUAUGAUAAGACCUUGUGUGAGUAUAUUUUCUAUUGGUUAAUACUUUAAUUAGAAGCAAGUCUUCUGUUUGUACUA
Molecule: messenger RNA, 1103 nt
Organism: Corylus avellana
Lineage: Eukaryota; Viridiplantae; Streptophyta; Magnoliopsida; Fagales; Betulaceae
Product: histone-lysine N-methyltransferase ATXR4
Cellular component (GO): nucleus
Molecular function (GO): protein binding
Source: RefSeq, a predicted model, not a curated record